GCGCGGCGGAGGGGACAAACCGCGUUUGUGACGCCGAUUGGCCGGUCGCCCCGCCACCUCUGACCCCUGCCCCCCUCCCCCUCCCCGGCAACAUGGCGGCGCCCGGAGGGCGAGGCAGUUACCUCAGGGUGUCCGCUCAUGAUUGAGCGAGGGCGUCAUCGGUGACCCAGGGAAGCAGGGGAGCCGCCUGAGAGGAGCCGCCUUGAGGGUCGCUGGGCCGGCCGGCGAUGUGGCGAGGGAGCCUCGGGAGGCUGCUUAGCAAAGGGGCCCUCGCGCCCCUUCGCCCCGCGCCCCGUCCGGAGGCUUCCCCCGCGGCCUUCAGGAGGCCUUACGCGGCCCAGGCAGAAAGGAAAAGAUUUUACCAAAAUGUUAGCAUCUCCCAAGGAGAAAGUGGCUUUGAAAUCAACUUGGACAGCCGGAAGCUGAGAACUCCGCAAGCUAAGCUCUUUACAAUACCCAGUGAGCCUCUGGCUUUGGCUGUGGCAACUGAGUGGGAUUCCCAGCAGGACACUAUCAAGUUCUAUACUAUGCAUCUGACCAACUUGUGCAACACAGCAUUGGACAACCCAUCACAGCGAAGCAAAGAUCAGCUCAUCCAGGCAGCUCUGAAAUUCUUGGAGACAGAUACUAUCUGUUACCGGGUAGAGGAGCCACCAGCCUUGGUAGAACUACAGAAGAAUGAAUGGGAUCCGGUAAUUGAAUGGGCUGAGAAAAGAUACAAUGUGGUGAUUGGCUCUUCAACAAGCAUCAUGGGUCCUCCCCUCCCACAAAGCACAAAGGACACCUUCAUUAGCCACCUUGCUUCAUACAACAGCUGGGCCCUCCAAGGCAUAGAAUAUAUGAUAACACAGCUGAAGUCUCUGAUUCUAGCAAUGAGCCUCGUUGACAAACAUUUAACAGUUGAACAAGCUGUUGUCCUGUCUCGACUGGAGGAAGAGUAUCAGAUUCAGCACUGGGGGAAUGUGGAGUGGGCCCAUGACUACGAAAGGUAUGACUUGCGGGCCCGCACAGCUGCUGCCACCCUGUUUGUCCACCUUUGCUUAGAAAAUUCCACCAUCAAGCACAAGCUGCUUCAGCACUGAGGAACUGGGAUGCAGAAGAAGGAAGAGUGUCAGUUUGGAUCAACCUGAAGAAGAUCCAGGUGGAAUGGAUGAUGGAGAGGUGCUGUGAGCAUGGCUGGGCCACAGAUUAGGAGAUGGGACUCUUCCAUGCCCUUGGAGGUUGAUUCUCCCUGGAAGUUUUGGGAGUGGCUUCCUAUCCGCCUCACCUGGGCUGGCCGCUUCUGACGAGAUUUCCUUGUUUCCCAGGUUCUGCAUUUUGCCUGGCAGGUAGACAGAUUUCAGGAGCAGAGUAUUGGAAUGCUAUAUGAGCCUGCCAUAAUGGGUGGAAGGCCACAAGUUCUGUCCUGCUAGAGGUGGGAAUAUAUCGCAGCAAUUGAGCAUCUCUAUUAAGAUUGAAGACACUCUAGCUAAAGUCCCCAACAUGAGAUACGGGUUCCAACAUGCCACCAAUAUCCCCUUUGGUGACCAUAAAGAUCCUAAUUCCCCUCCACCCCCAUUUAAUUUAAAAGGGAUCAUAUUGCAAACCAAAACGGCAGGAUCCACUGCCACCUUUAUUUGCAAGAACCGUCUCUCGAUUCCAAACUGGCUUCAUAAACUUAUUAGAAAAUGAAAAAACUGUGAAUACAACUGAAUACUUUGUUUGGAGUAUGCUUUGAAGACGGACAAAAAUAAAGUGAUACAUUUUGCUCUUUUUAAAAGAAAA
This is a messenger RNA of Pantherophis guttatus, 1764 nucleotides long. RefSeq names its product ATP synthase mitochondrial F1 complex assembly factor 2 (gene ATPAF2). NCBI's taxonomy places the organism in Eukaryota, Metazoa, Chordata, Lepidosauria, Squamata, Colubridae. The record is from RefSeq and is a predicted model, not a curated record. Gene Ontology annotation, cellular component: mitochondrion. Gene Ontology annotation, biological process: mitochondrial proton-transporting ATP synthase complex assembly.